CAGAUGCAGAAAUAAGUACCUGGUCCUGCUCUGGACUGGUUCAUAUCACACCUUCCUGGCUUUUCCUUUUGUUUCCCCGCUGGAGUGGUUGUGCGUCUAUACAGUUCUAUCUGACUGACCUAUGGCUACUACGGUUCUAAGCAUGAGUGCCAGGCUGGGUCCGGUCCAGCUGCAUUGCAUGGACGAGCCCGCUGUAUUUACCCAGCUGAAGCCUGUCAUGGGGAGUGCUGGGCAGCCCCUGAACCGGGAUGACCCUGCCGUAGGAGGACAUGUCUUUGCCGAGGACAUGAAAGGGACAAGGAUCUUGCCCGAUGACAUGGUACUGACAAGAUGUGAAAUGGAGAAAUAUCUGACUCCCCAAAAUCCACACGUUAACAUAAUUCAAGAACAAAAGAAGUACAGGCGAGAUAGUGCCUCAGGUAUUGAUCAGUUCUUUAAUGACGGUGACGGGCUUCCCUACAGCAUCAACAUGAAUCUGUUCCUUCCUGAUAUCACACACCUAAGAACAAGCCUGUAUAAGACCCAGAGACCACCAGUUACCCAUAUCAAGACCGAACCAGUUACAGUUUUCAGCCAACAAAGUGAUGCUACAGCCACACAGCCCCUUCCAGAGUUUACCAGCAUCUUCAGUUCUCACCAGAAUACAGACGUAAAUGACAUAUACAUAAAACAGGAGCUCCCUUCUCCAGAACUUCAGCUACCAGUAAAUCACCAGCAGGGUCAGUUGUACCAGUUAUUAAGUUCACCAGAUCUAGAUAUAUCCAGCUCCACAAACCAGGCCUCAGUAAUGGACACUAUUAACAAUGCUUCCAUGUCUGCAGAGUUGUCUAGAUUUGGCACACAUCACUCACCUGUUCAUCAGACUGCAAUGAAGCAAUUUCAGAGCAUCCCUCAGUGCUCAUAUGGUAUACCUGGUCAGUUUCUCCAGCAGCAAGAAGCAACAUAUUUUCCUCCUUCACCUCCUAGCUCUGAGCCAGGAAGUCCUGAUAGGCAAGCAGAACUUCUUCACAGUUUAAAUCCUCCUCCCUCAUAUGCAGCCACAAUUGCAUCCAAACUGGCAAUUCACAACCCAAACUUAUCCGCAACUGUGCCAGUGACUUCACCUUCUAUCCAGCCUGUUCGUUACAACCGAAGGAACAACCCAGACUUGGAGAAAAGGCGAAUCCACUAUUGUGACUAUCCAGGUUGUACAAAGGUGUAUACCAAGUCAUCCCAUUUAAAAGCUCACCUGAGAACACAUACUGGUGAGAAACCAUACAAAUGUACAUGGGAAGGCUGUGAUUGGAGAUUUGCUCGUUCUGACGAACUUACUCGCCACUAUAGGAAACACACAGGCGCUAAACCCUUUCAAUGUGCAGUUUGCAACCGCAGUUUCUCUCGCUCGGAUCACUUGGCCCUGCACAUGAAAAGGCAUCAGAACUAAUUUAGACUAUGGAGACUCUUCUAACUAUGCAAUUUUCCUUUUACUGCCUUAUGACUAAAUAUACUGCAGCUAGUAACAUACCUCUAGGAUUAUUGCUGCAGUAGUAAACAUUGUAUUGCCGUUCUGAUGUGGAUUUCACCUGCAAUGGGCUCAGAAAACAAACUGGACUUUUUUUUUUUUUUUUCCAUUCUGCUGGAGAAGCUAAAAAUGUACUCUAUAAUAAGUGCAUACAAGACCAGCCAUCUUGAUCUUUGCUAAACCUUUUUUUUUUUUUUUUUUUUACACACUUGGCAGGUCAUCUUCAUAAACAUUAUUUACAUCUCAACACACAAGACUUUUAAAGUUGUUUAGUGAUGUUUUGACCAAAGCACUAUCUUUAUUGUGAUGGUGUUUAGUAAAUGAAAUGAGGUCACAGAUGACUGCACGCAAGGACAAGCCAUAAUUUGCAAAUACUAAAGAUUAAGCGGUUGAUCCCAACUUCAUCAUACUUGAUGCUACAAGUACAUCUCUUGGUAUUCGCGUUACACAAAUUCAGCCUUGGAACAAAUUUUUUUUAUUUUUCUUGUUGCUUAUAUUGAAAACUGGAUUCUCCAUAUGUAAUUCACACUUUUCAAAAUUAUUCAGCUUUACUGGUGCCUUAUAAUAUUUUGUGACCUUUUUUGAGCUUGCUUCUCCUGUUGCUUUAGAAAAUAAGUAAAUACACUGACUGUAAAACGUUUAUUUAUAAAAUAGUUGCUACUUGAUGUGUAGGGUACAUUUAACAACGUGCAUGUAGUUUGAUAAGCUAAAUGCAAAACAAUGUUUGAGUAACAUUAAGUUCCAUACUCGCUGCAAGAGCAGAUCUGUUCAUGUUCUAUAACUUUCACAAUAAUAUGUGUAAACAUCUAGUACUCAGGAUUUGCUGUGCAAAUUUUUUUUUUUAUUUUUUUCUGACAGUGUCCUGAAGGAUUACAGGGUUGUCAGGUGUCCUGUAUUUAACUGGACAGUCCUAUAUUUCAAGUGUGUGUAAAAAAAAAAAAAAUAUAUAUAUAUAUUUUAUUUUUUUUUAAUAUUUUUUUUACUUUUUUUUUUUCAAGGAGGGGCAAUUACUGCUUUCUGUAUGUUAUCAGCUGAGGACUUAAACUUACUGCUUUUGUACUGGCAAAUGAGGGGAUAAAUAUCUAGUUUGUGUGAAAAAGUUUUAGGGGAAAGGCACUGGCAUGACCCCAAUUUACCGCCUUUUAGAUAAUCUGCUGGUCUGACAGUAUUUUUAUAGAGAACAUCUGGCAACCCGGAUUUAAUACAAUUCAUAUUGCAUUAUUUAAUGCUUGAAAAAGUCAAUAGUUCCUGGACUAUUUAUUUCCACACACUAUCUGUGCACUGCACUGACAUUUUUGUACUGGGGGAAAAAAAUAAAAAAACAUUUCGUGUUUUUUUUUUUUUUUUUUUUUUUUUUUUCCCUCUCCCUUUUUGAUAGCCUGUAUUGCAUUGAGAUUUAUGGCUAAAUAUAAAUGUAACUUUGUAGUAAGCCAAACAUUUUUUUUUUUUUUUUUUUAAAUCCUUUCUAGUGGUUUAUGUAUAUUCUCAAACAUGUUACUUAUAGCGACACAGUAAUUUCUUGAAAUUACAAUGUUUAUUUUACUAUUAUAAUUGCAGUAUCUUGCAAAACAAUGUGUAUCUGAAUAAAUACUUCAGUGAAGGUUUGAUGCAUUAAAAAAGUGUAAGUUAAGGCAAAAAUACAAAAUGCUAUCAAAGUACAUAGAAAGGGUCUCUAAUUCUUUAAACUAAUGUGUUUUUCUAAUCUAUUUAUUUUAUGGUAAAUGGUACAAUUUUUAUUUUUUUUUGUAAUGUAGUUAUUUUACCUAAAAUUGAUAAAUUAACAUGGUUUUUUUAUAACCUGCAAUAUAAAACUUGUAAAUAAAUAACUGUUGUAAAUAAUUUUGUACUAUGCUUUAAAUGUAUUUUUUUCCCCUGUAUUUUUACAUCGUUGUACUUCUAAUACAAACAGGAGAAAAACGGCCAUGUUGCAAAAUAAAUAUUUCAUUUUUAUGAAAACUUUUGAAAAUAAACUAAGAAGUAUAUGAUACAAA
Messenger RNA from Bombina bombina (fire-bellied toad), 3492 nucleotides. RefSeq names its product KLF transcription factor 5 (gene KLF5). The record is from RefSeq and is a predicted model, not a curated record. The transcript is spliced from 4 exons. Lineage: Eukaryota; Metazoa; Chordata; Amphibia; Anura; Bombinatoridae. The coding region runs from base 122 to 1423 and encodes 433 amino acids. Gene Ontology annotation, molecular function: RNA polymerase II cis-regulatory region sequence-specific DNA binding; DNA-binding transcription factor activity, RNA polymerase II-specific. Gene Ontology annotation, biological process: regulation of transcription by RNA polymerase II.